UUCUGUUUUCAUAACGGAAAAAGAUGGGUGAUAACGCUGCCGUGAAGAACCACCGCCACCAAGUUUUCGACGUCUCCGCCAACGUGGCUCCGGCAGGGUCAAGGUGCUUCGACGAUGACGGCCGCCUCAAAAGGACCGGGACUGCAUGGACAGCAAGUGCUCACAUAAUAGCAGCUGUGAUUGGGCCUGAACUGCUGUCCUUGGCUUGGGCCACAGCCCAACUUGGAUGGAUCGCUGGUCCAACUGCCCUCUUCUUGUUCUCCAUUGUCACUUACUACACCUCCACCCUCCUCGCCGACUGCUACCGCUCCGGCGACCCUGCCACCGGAAAAAGGAACUAUACUUACAUGGAUGCCGUCAGCUCCAAUCUCGGUAGAAUGAAAGUUAAGGUCUGCGGGUGGAUUCAGUACCUCAACCUUUUUGGAGUUGCCAUUGGCUACACUAUUGCCGCUUCCAUAAGCAUGAUGGCAGUCAAGAGGUCUAAUUGCUUCCAUGCCAGCAGAGGGAAAGACCCAUGCAAAAUAUCAAGCACUCCGUACAUGCUCGCGUUUGGUGCAGCAGAGAUCCUCUUCUCUCAGAUACCGGACUUCGAUCAGAUCUCAUGGCUUUCGAUUGUCGCCGCGGUCAUGUCCUUCACUUACUCUUCCAUCGGUCUUGGCCUCGGAAUCGCCAAAGUUGCCGAGAGUUGGAAGUUCAAGGGAAGUCUUACUGGAAUAAGCAUUGGCACUGUGACUGAGACUCAAAAAGUAUGGAGGAGCUUUCAAGCAUUGGGAGACAUUGUUUUUGCCUAUUCUUACUCUCUCAUCCUUGUUGAAAUUCAGGACACACUCAAGUCCCCACCAUCUGAGUCCAAAACAAUGAAGAAGGCUACCCUAAUAAGUGUCUCAGUGACAACUCUUUUCUACAUGCUCUGUGGCUGCUUCGGCUACGCUGCCUUCGGGGACCUCACCCCCGGAAACCUCCUCACUGGCUUCGGCUUCUACAACCCUUUCUGGCUCCUAGACAUCGCCAACGUGGCCAUCGUAGUCCACCUCGUCUGUGCAUACCAAGUCUACUGCCAACCCCUGUUCGCCUUUGUCGAAAAAACAGCUGCGGAACGGUUCCCAAACAGUGAAUUCAUUAAAAAGGAGUACAAAAUCCAAACUCCAAUUCCCGGGUUCAGCUAUUUCCGCCUCAACAUCCUCCGGUUGGUGUGGAGGACCCUUUUUGUGAUCCUGACCAUUGUGAUAGCGAUGCUCAUGCCAUUUUUCAAUGUUGUGGUGAGAAUCCUUGGAGCUUUUGGGUUUGGGCUGUUGACGGUAUAUUUCCCGGUGGAAAUUUACAUUGUGCAGAAGAAAAUACCGAAGUGGAGUACCAUGUGGAUGUCUCUUCAAAUUCUCAGUGCUGCUUGUCUUGUUAUUUCCAUUGCUGCCGUGACUGGAUCCUUUGCCGGACUUGUUGAAGAUCUCAAGUCUUACAAGCCUUUCAAAUCCAGUUAUUGAGAAGCUGCGUUUGAUUUCCUCGGUAGCAGAGAGGGAUUCCUAGAGCAAGAAAUUGAACAAAAUGGGAUUUCAAUUCUUGCUGAUGUUCAUA
Messenger RNA from Rhododendron vialii, 1572 nucleotides. Its product is annotated as amino acid permease 3-like. The transcript has 6 exons. Gene Ontology annotation, cellular component: plasma membrane. NCBI's taxonomy places the organism in Eukaryota, Viridiplantae, Streptophyta, Magnoliopsida, Ericales, Ericaceae. Bases 24 to 1481 code for a protein of 485 amino acids. The record is from RefSeq and is a predicted model, not a curated record.